UUAGAUUUAACCAUGAUUAAUAACAGCAGCAAGAUUGACUUUGGCUUUGGCUUGCUGGACAGUUAUCCAUUUGCUGAUUUGGCAGAUGAGCGCACACAAUCCUGGCCGUUGGUAUCUUCACCGUGGAAUGCAGCCGCUAUACUCUUCCUAUAUUUGUUGCUGGUCCGCUUUGGGCCCAAAUGGAUGGCCAGACAGAAGCCGUUGCAGCUGCGUUUGCCACUGUUCGUUUACAAUUUGCUGAUGUCCAUGCUCAAUGCCCACAUCUGCCUGGAGCUCUUCACGGCUUCCCGAGCUCUUAACUACAGCGCCAAGUGCCAACCCUGCAGGGUGAGCUAUGAUCCACACGAAAUGCGAAUUGCCACUGCAUUUUGGUGGUUUUACAUUUCGAAAAUUCUGGAAUUUGCCGACACAGCGUUUUUUAUACUGCGCAAGAAGUGGUCGCAAUUGUCAUUUCUGCAUUUGUAUCAUCACAGCAGCAUGUUCGUCAUUUGCUGGAUAGUUGUCAAGUGGAUUCCCACGGGAUCAACCUUCAUUCCUGCUCUGAUGAAUUCAUUUGUGCACAUCAUAAUGUACGGAUAUUAUUCACUGAGUGCUUUGGGGCCUCGCUUAUACCCGUAUCUUUGGUGGAAGCGCUAUUUAACCCGGCUGCAGCUGUUGCAGUUUGCUUUGGGCCUGGUUUGGGGCACACAGGCCAUUGUCAGUAGGUGCGAGUAUCAACCAUGGCUUAGUUACACAGGAGUUGCUUACAUGCUGUCGUUUCUCUUCCUCUUUGGUCGUUUUUACACACAAAAAUACACAAGAAACGGAACUAAAUGCAUUCAAUUUGUUAAAUAAAUAAAUUAUCCCGCCGAUUUUGUGCAGCUCGAUAGCUGAUUGCGUUAUCGAUAACAAAGCGACAACUAUCGUUCACAGUAUUAACAA
This is a messenger RNA of Drosophila innubila, 921 nucleotides long. Its product is annotated as elongation of very long chain fatty acids protein 4-like. NCBI's taxonomy places the organism in Eukaryota, Metazoa, Arthropoda, Insecta, Diptera, Drosophilidae. Gene Ontology annotation, biological process: sphingolipid biosynthetic process; fatty acid elongation, monounsaturated fatty acid; fatty acid elongation, polyunsaturated fatty acid. Gene Ontology annotation, cellular component: endoplasmic reticulum membrane. The transcript is spliced from 4 exons. The record is from RefSeq and is a predicted model, not a curated record. Gene Ontology annotation, molecular function: fatty acid elongase activity. The coding region runs from base 13 to 834 and encodes 273 amino acids.